Messenger RNA from Colletotrichum destructivum, 657 nucleotides. RefSeq lists its product as uncharacterized. The transcript is spliced from 4 exons. NCBI's taxonomy places the organism in Eukaryota, Fungi, Ascomycota, Sordariomycetes, Glomerellales, Glomerellaceae. The record is from RefSeq and is a predicted model, not a curated record. Bases 1 to 657 code for a protein of 218 amino acids.
AUGACGGGCUCGAAUAACAUCAGAGGCCUCAUGGGCAAGGGCGUCCCGCCGACGCCGGUCUUCUUCUCCGUCGUCCGCGUCGCCACCCUGGUGCUCUCGCUCGCCGUCCUCGCCGCCUGCGCCUACUGCCUGUCACUUCUGGGCGCCUAUUCGAGCAGCUACACGGGGCCGCCAGGCUUCAUGCUCUUCGUCGUCCUCGCGAGCCGCGAGUCGUCUCCUGUCCGCAAGAGAUCUUCUGAGGUGAAGUCCCUCUUCACCGUCGUCGUUCUGGGCGGCGCCAUGGCCGCCGAGCGCUUCGCGGCGCACCUGUACCUCCGCGUCGUCGUGCUCGUCGGCUACACCGCCACCUGCCUCUUCUGGCUGUCCGGGUGGGCGUGGUCCGCGAGCAUCGCCGCGCUGUUCCUCGGCAACACGUGCAUUCAGAGUACCUGCUUCGGCCCGACGACCGAGGAGAAGCGGUACGGCGGGAGCAUGGCCGGGGCCGCCGCCGUCGGCGCUAUCAACUGGGUGUUGAUGGUCAUCGUGCUGUUCUACUACAUCAAGGGGUGUCUGUCGGACCCCGAUUGCUACGGGGUCUCGACGGGCCACGGGUCCGAGAUGGGCGGCCUCCAGGCCGAGAGCAAGUCGCGCUCUCGGCCGUCUGACAGCGAGCAGUAG